AUGUAUUUUUCAGUAAACCAAUCGAGGCUUCUUUCAUCUAUUUUCAACUCAGUUUUUAUUGAUAUGCCGCCCAAGAAGGAGAAAUUCCAAAUUUCACCUUUUAAGAAUCAUACACCCGCGUUUGUGCGGGCCAAACGGGAUGAACUAAACAUCCUCAGGGAGACCCCCAUCAGAAAGAUGUCCUCGACACUAAGAGCUCGCAAGCUCGAACAAGAGCAAAAAACACAUGAGCAUGAUGGAGGCCUUUGGCACUCUGACUUGCUCAGAAAACAGACAGGGAAUGUUACCAGUGUGCCACUCAAAGAGGACGAGGCAGCUCCACUCCACAAAGGAACACCACUAGUACGGAAACGCAAUAGAGAAGUGAUGGUGUCGGGGGAUGAUGAUUCUGAUUACGACAAUUCACAUGCAGAAGAUGGGUAUGACGGUUAUCUUUCUAGCAUUGAGGGAUCCCCGCUACGCAAGAUUGAAAUUUCACUCAGACGAAGCUCUCCUCGCGAGGGCCCUACCUCGUCGCACAACUCGUCUCCCGCUGUGAGACCCCUUCCAGGUGGAAGAUUGUACGAGAUGCUUGAAACUCCUGUGAGACCCAGAUCUGACUCUUUGGGUGCUAAAUUUUUGCAAAGGGCACCCAGUCUGAAGCCAGAUGAUGGUGAGGAGUCGUUUUCGGACGGAGAUGGCACGCAUUUCUGGACUACAGAUUCGAACGAGAAGGACUCGCCUGAGAGGACCGAGGAACCUAGAAAAGAUGAAGAACUGGUUGAGGGAUUGCCAGAUACUUCUCCCGGGCAAUUGGAGAGAUUGACGAAGGAGACUUUUGAGAGGGUUGAGUCUGGUUCUGGGUCUGGAAGGUUCUGGGGCUCGAGUCCAGUUUUUGAGAAACGCUUCGAGUUUGGGGAUAAUUCCGAAGAAACAGCUGUGGGCGUUGAAGAAGAGAAAUUAGAGCCAGUUGUGGAACGAGUGGUCGAAUCGGAGGCAGAGCCAGUGGCAGAACCAGAGUCGGCAGUGGAGGAAGAGCCUGAACCUGUUGCAGACUCAAUUGCAAAGCAAGAGCCAGUACAAGCUCGAUUGGAGUCGGAAUCAGAUUCGAAGUCAGACUCGGAGCAUGUGCAGGAACAGAAGUCAGUAUCUGCCCAAGCAUCAGAGUCAAUACAGGAGUCUUCUCCAAUACAAUCAGUGCGGCAAGAUGCACAAAUACCAGUUGAACCUGCUCAAACCCCAAUACAAGCUGCGCAGCUUUCCGAAUGGGACAAAUCAAAAUGGAGCAAGCUCAUAAACUACGUCACCACAUACCAAAUCCCAAAAGAUCCACAUGGCCUCUCCCUCAUCGAUGCAGAGCUUGUCCACCGGGAAUUCCAGUGUUCAGUGAGUGAUCUAAGCAUUCGUGUUGGUUGUGUGGUUGGUCUGAUCCAGCAGAGACAGCGCAAGAAGAGAAGGUUGGUGUAG
Messenger RNA from Kuraishia capsulata CBS 1993, 1446 nucleotides. RefSeq lists its product as uncharacterized. The coding region runs from base 1 to 1446 and encodes 481 amino acids. The record is from RefSeq and is a predicted model, not a curated record. The transcript has a single exon. Lineage: Eukaryota; Fungi; Ascomycota; Pichiomycetes; Pichiales; Pichiaceae.